Molecule: messenger RNA, 2791 nt
Organism: Anopheles arabiensis
Lineage: Eukaryota; Metazoa; Arthropoda; Insecta; Diptera; Culicidae
Gene: Cbp80
Product: nuclear cap-binding protein subunit 1
Exons: 7
Coding region: 1-2424 (807 amino acids)
Biological process (GO): nuclear-transcribed mRNA catabolic process, nonsense-mediated decay; mRNA export from nucleus
Cellular component (GO): nuclear cap binding complex; nucleus
Molecular function (GO): mRNA binding; protein binding; RNA cap binding
Source: RefSeq, a predicted model, not a curated record
AUGAACCGGAGACGAGCGUACGAAGAUGAUGGAGACUUUUACGGAGAGCGCAACAAGAAGCGGCGCAGGGUGUCCGAAAACCAGGAAAUGGAAGAGCGGCUGGAAACGCUGAUCCUGCGUGUCGGUGAAAACAGUACCUCCUCCCUGGAGUCGAAUCUGGAAGGGUUGGUGUCGGUGCUGGAGUCCGAUCUGGGGAAUUUUAGGAGCAAAAUUCUGCGCAUCCUUUCGGACUGCCCGAUCAAAAUGCCGGAAAAGUGUACCAUAUACUCGACAAUGGUGGGGCUGAUGAACGCCAAGAACUACAACUUCGGCGGCGAGUUCGUGGAGUACAUGGUGAAGACGUUUAAGGACAGCUUAAAGCAGUGCCAGUGGGAUGCCGCCCGGUAUGCGUUGCGCUUUCUGGCCGACCUGGUGAACUGUCACGUGAUUUCCACGAACUCGCUGCUGCAGCUGCUGGACAGCAUGGUCGAUGCGGCGAACGAAGACAACGUGCCGCAGGUUCGCCGGGACUGGUACGUGUUUGCGGUGCUUUCCACCCUGCCGUGGGUUGGGCGGGAGCUGUACGAGAAGAAGGAAUCGGCACUGGAGAACUUGCUGGUGCGGAUCGAGGUGUUUCUCAACAAGCGCACCAAGAAGCAUCACAAUGCGCUGCGCGUCUGGUCGGUGGAUGCGCCACACCCGCAGGAAGAGUAUCUCGACUGUCUGUGGGCGCAGAUUCGCAAGCUGCGGCAGGACAACUGGACGGAGAAGCACAUCCCGCGCCCGUACCUGGCGUUCGAUUCGGUGCUGUGCGAGGCGCUGCAACACAACAUCCCCGUGAUUCAUCCGCCACCGCACCAGGACUCGUUCGAGUAUCCGAUGCCGUGGGUGGUGUAUCGCAUGUUCGACUACACGGACUGUCCGCCCGGUCCCAUCCUGCCCGGGGCGCACUCCAUCGAACGCUUCCUGAUCGAGGAGCAUCUGCACUCGAUCAUCGAAAUGCAUCGCUGGGAGCGGAAGGACUGCGCCAUCCAUCUGCUGAUGCUGCCGUACAAGGACAAAAUCCCGCUGGAGUAUUGUAUCGUGGAGGUGAUCUUUGCCGAGCUGUUUCACAUGCCUACGCCGCGCUACCUCGAGAUCUGCUACGGUUCGAUACUGAUCGAGCUCUGCAAGCAGCAACCGUCGAAGAUGCCCCAGGUGCUGGCCCAGGCCACGGAGAUUCUGUUCAUGCGCAUCGAUUCCAUGAACACGUCGUGCUUCGAUCGGUUUGUGAACUGGUUCUCGUACCAUCUGAGCAACUUCCAGUUCCGCUGGUCCUGGGAUGAUUGGGACAGCUGUCUGCUGCUGGAAAACGAGCAUCCUCGACCGAAGUUCAUACAGGAGGUGUUGCUCAAGUGCUUGAGAUUCUCUUACCAUGAUCGAUUCAAGGAAAUGAUGCCGGAAGGUUAUGCGAAGCUCAUCCCAAAACCACCCGUCCCGCACUACAAGUACUCGAUGGAGGGCGCAGCAUCUCUCCCGGGGACUGCAACGGCACACAAGCUGGUGGUUGCAAUUCGCCAAAAGUGCAACGCCGAGGAUGUGCUGAACGAGCUGAACGAUUUGCCGAAUUCAAGGGAUGCGUCCGACACCGACAUGGCCGAGGCGCCCUUCAACCCACUGAAAAUAGAUGUAUUUGUUCAAACCUUGCUGAACCUGGGCUCCAAGAGCUUCUCGCACAGCUUCGCUGCCAUUUCUAAAUUUCAUGCCGUAUUUAAGGCACUGGCGGAAACGGAAGAAGCACAGAUCUGCAUUCUACACAACAUGUUCGAGCUGUGGGUAGAUCAUCAGCAGAUGAUGGUCGUUAUCGUUGAUAAGCUUCUCAAGGUGCAGAUUGUCGAAUGUUCGGCCGUCGCGACGUGGGUGUUCUCGAAGGAAAUGGUGGGAGAGUUUACCAAAAUGUACUUGUGGGAAAUUCUGCAUCUGACGAUCAAGAAGAUGAAUCAGCACGUCACCAAGCUGAGUCGGGAAAUGAACGAAGCGAAAGAAAAGCUGGCCCGCACAGUAGAGUCGUCUUCCAGCGAAUCGGAAGACGAAGCCGCUUCACCCAACGCUCAGAAGCGUCGCAAAAACACGGAAGGAUCGGGCGAAAAACCGACCGAAGAGCAGGUGGAGCGGAUGGAGGAAAAGCUGGAGGCAGCGUACGUCGACCAGAAGCGCCUGUUUCUGAUCAUCUUUCAACGCUUCAUUAUGAUCCUGUCCGAGCACCUGGUCAAGUGUGACACGGACGGGCGGGACUAUGACACCGACUGGUACCGCUGGACCAUUGGCCGGUUACAGCAGGUGUUUAUGAUGCACCACGAGCAAGUGCAGAAAUACAGCAGCACAUUGGAAAGCUUGCUAUUUACGUCCGAUCUCGACCCGCACAUACUGGAUGUGUUUCACCAGUUCACCGCGCUGCGGGCGUAAGUCCGGCGCCUGCAUUGCCUCCAUUAUCGUGCGCGUUAUUUCCCUCUGAUAGAUGGUACUCGUUCACGGUCCAGUGACGACGAUCGAUCGAUAGUGAAAGAAAAGACACGAUCAUGAUCACUGUGUGCAAAACAUGCGUCGGAAUGUGCUGUGCGCACAGAGGCAACGAGAGCGAGAGAGAGCGAGGGUGUGUGGGAGAUGCUACAAUGAUCGUGGAAUGGACUAGUAAUUAUCAUUUAAAUCAUUUAACUCCUACGUAAUCCGCUGCAUGACCAGCGGAUCAAUAUACGGACACUGACUUAUAACGCAAGCUGCAUGAGCACAUGGGUAAAUGAAUGCUGGAUAGACAAUUUCACGAAAACCAACA